This is a messenger RNA of Setaria italica (foxtail millet), 1168 nucleotides long. RefSeq names its product ethylene-responsive transcription factor ERF105. Gene Ontology annotation, biological process: regulation of DNA-templated transcription; ethylene-activated signaling pathway. NCBI's taxonomy places the organism in Eukaryota, Viridiplantae, Streptophyta, Magnoliopsida, Poales, Poaceae. The record is from RefSeq and is a predicted model, not a curated record. The transcript has a single exon. The coding region runs from base 137 to 949 and encodes 270 amino acids. Gene Ontology annotation, molecular function: DNA-binding transcription factor activity; DNA binding.
ACGGUCGCAUACCACACGUCCACACGCAGACGCACGCACCGCAGCCAAGCGACGUCGCGGCAGCGCGCUCGCCGUGCAGGUCUUCCUCUCCGGCCUCCUCUUAAGCUAGUCUCCCAGCUCGACUCUGCGGCGCGCCAUGGCCUUGUUGCACGAGCACCUCGACAUCAUCCGCGCCCACCUCCUCGACGACUCCCACGACGCCGCCGCCGCCGCCAGCUCCGAGGACUACUCAGCGUCCUCGCCCCCGCCCUCGCCGCCGGCUGCCGGGCGGAGGCCGCUUCCGGCGCUCUCCGUCGCGCUGCCCCCGAGGACCGCGGCUGUCGCCCUGCAGCAGCAGCAGCUUUGGGCGCCGCCGCCGCCGCCGCAGAUUAUUCACCACCACCAGCAGGAGCAGCACUGCUUCCCGGGACCUGAGGAGGACGACUUCCGGCGGUACCGCGGCGUGCGGCAGCGGCCGUGGGGCAAGUACGCGGCGGAGAUCCGGGACCCGGCGCGGAAGGGCGCGCGCGUGUGGCUCGGCACCUACGACACCGCCGUGGAGGCCGCGCGCGCCUACGACCGCGCCGCGUUCCUUCUGCGCGGCUCGAAGGCCAUCCUCAACUUCCCCAACGAGGUCGCCUUCGGCACCGCCGCCCGGUGGGGACCCCCUGCCGCCGCUCCCCGUCCCAGCGCUGCCACCGCCGGUAGUAACAAGAGGGCGAGGUCACCGGAGCCAGCGCUGCGAGAACAGGACGCCGGGUGCAUGGUCAGGGAGGUGAAGAAAGAGCGGGUUCAGGAGCCCGCCGCGAGCUGUGGUUGGGAUGGCGCCGUGGUCAUGGCGCCGGCGGCGGCGAGCGAAGGCGCGGCGGACUUCUUCUGGGAGGAGGAGGAGUUGCUGAAGGGGACGAUCUGCAGCCUGCCGCCGCUGUCGCCGUACCCGCAGCUGGUCCAUGCGUCCAUCUGUGCCUAAAGCAUGGUGAAGGGUGCACGGUCUCCUAAUUAACUGAAGAAUUAGUGAUUUCUUCAAAAAAAAGCUGAAGAAUUAGUGUUAAUCUACUACUUUAAAGAGUUCUUUGAUAUUUUACCAGGAGUAUGACUCCACCAAAUAUUCUUUCGUUCGUUAUUUAUUCAUUCAGGUAUCUUAAUCCAAACGAUAAGUAAAACGUUCUUCGCUGAGCUGCAAAUGAAA